Lactuca sativa (garden lettuce) is the source of this 3952-nucleotide messenger RNA. NCBI's taxonomy places the organism in Eukaryota, Viridiplantae, Streptophyta, Magnoliopsida, Asterales, Asteraceae. The record is from RefSeq and is a predicted model, not a curated record.
UCUCAUACCGUCCUCUAAAACCCUGCUGCAUCCUCUCUCUCUUACCCUUGCCGCGUUCAUCUUCUAAAACACACUUUCGUCAUAUUCUUCUGAAUUCCUUCAUACAGGCAUUGAACACCGAAGAUGAAGAAGGAAGGGAGGAAGAAGCUGAAGGAUGAGGAUUUGAAGCCAGUAGAGAAAGAAGAUGUUGUGAAUGGAAAAGAAGUUCUUAGUGAUUCUGAGGACGACGGUGUAGAAAGUCCUGUCGUUUCGGAUGAUGAUUAUGGGAGCUUCUCUGAGGGUGACGACUCUUUAAGGAACUCAGAUUCAGAAUCAGAAUCAGGAUCUGAACAGAGUGAAUUCUCGGAAGAUGAGAUUUUUGUGAUGAUUAGGAAAUUUGUGAGGUAGUGCUGGUUGUGAUCGUGGCAAAAAGAGCAAUACGGUGGUGGUGUAUGGCUACAUGAUGGGGAUUUGGAGACCCUAAAAGCGUUUCAGGUAGCUUCUAUUUAAAUAAUCAAUGAACAGAUAACUGUCUUAUUUGAAAUAAUAUUAUUUUAUGUUCAAAUCAUGGUUUCUACAUGUCUCCUACUCAACUAUAAAUAGAACCUUAUACUUUGGAAUUUUCAAGUACUCUUUUUUUAGAUACUAGAUCCAAAAAUUGAUCCUCUCUCGCCUCUCUCCUAAUCUUUCUAUGGUUCUUGUGUUGUGGGUGUGAACCAUUAGAGGCUCGCACACAAAUAGAGCUUGUUUUCAAAGAUAAUUCUAGAUUGCUUUGUUGGAAUCAAAGAUUUGUUUACAAUAACAAAUAAAAGGUAUGCAAUUUUGUGAAUUUUGCUUUCCAUUAGGGUUUAGAAGAUUUGAUGUUCAAUAAUAUGUUGCUUAAAUAGUGUUAUGACAUAGAUCAAAGUAGGUUGCACGUACCCUUAAGAAUAUAAUGAUUUUUCCAUAUUAUUACAUGUAAAACCUUUCAAUAUCUUAUAUAAGUUAACAAUGACAAAAAUAUGAUUAAAGUCACCAGAUACAUUCCUCGUUUGAUAUGGUCCUAAAACAUAAGAUUUCAUGAAUAUAGCAUAUAAUAUCCUAAAAGGAAACCUAUUAUAACUUUUCAGAUGGUAAAAAUAAUAUGAUUAUUUGUUACAUGUUUUUUAUUCAUUUGGUGAUGAUAUUACUAGCUUAUAAAAAAAUCUAUUAUCACAAUGUUUUUUCAAUCUUAUUCAUACAACAAGGAACAAUGCCCAAAUUAUUCAUAAAUAAAUUUCAUUAAAGUAUAUUUCUGGUAUACCCGAAAAUACCCAACCCGAAUCAUCAACCCGGAUACCCGAACUAUAAGACCCGAAUUGUAAAUAGUUCAGGUUUCGGUUCAUAUUAUUUUAUGAAAAAACUCGAAUUACCCGAAGCUCGGAAAUUACCCAAUGAACAAACCUAAUUAGCAGUAGUGAUUAGUAGUAGAUAAUAAGCAAUAAAGAAAAGAUAAAACAAGGCAAAAUUAGUCCUAUGCUAAAAGCAUAACAUCUAAACGGUUAGAUUUUACAAUGCAGGGACCACAAGUGGUAACAAAACCCUCCAUAGGGAUCACCCAUGACAAAAAGCGAAUAGUAGGACCAAAAGCGCUAUUUUGGCAAAACCAUAGGGACCAAAAAAGUGUUUUACUCUAAAAUGAAUUAAAUAUAUAUUAAAUAACGGAAAUAUGACCAGAUCUCGUAUCAGAUGAAAACGAGUAAGUUCGAGUAAAGCGAAAGACGGAAGAAGGAGAAUUCAUGAAGUAAAUCAGUGAAUUGAAAAUCAUAGUACAGUCGUUUUAAGCAUAUGGCUUGUAAUAUUGAGGAGAAAUCAUUCUGGGUUGAACUGGGUGCCGAUUUAGUCGAGGUAUGUUGAUUACAUUUGUAAAGUUUGCUUAGUGUUAAAUUAAUGGUUGUAAGAUGUUUAGUUGUUGGGAUGUAAGCUAAAUCAAGACAUAGAACUAACUUAGAAGAAAGUUAAGUCGAGAUUGUGUUUCCUGACCUAAUUUUGUCAUUUUCUCGAUUAAAAUGGGUAAUGGUGAUUUGAGUGAAUUAGGCAAUGUUAAGUAAUGAAAUUGAGAAUAUUAUAUAUUAUGCUAAAACUAUGGGAUGAUGUCAACUUAAGUAAAAAAGAAUCAACUAAAUGAUGAGGUCACGUAUUGUGUUGCAGGUUUUCCGUAUCUCAGUUACUUGCUACAAUAUAAUUUCUUCCUUUAGGCUAUCAGGAGUGGCACUCGGAAGACGCAUGGGAGCUGACGUGUCAGCUCCCUUCACGCGUGAACACCGCCCCACCUUCUGGUGGGGGUCAUGUUCCGUGGACGCGAAGACGGGUUGAGACGCUUGAUUUGAUUGGUGGCUCAUUUUCGACCGUUUCUUUCUUACCGUUUGGACCAAAAAAAAAAAUUAAUUAAUUAAUUAAUUAAUUCUUUAAUUUACUUUCUCUAUCUAUAUAUACAUCCACAUACACAAUUUUUUUUAAAACAUUCAUACAAAUUCUCUCAAAACAAACAUACAAACUCAACCAAAAAAUGGAUAGCGAUUCUGAUGACAAUUUGGUUUUGCACACACUAUUGUCUGCGGCACAAGACGCGAUUAGUCAGAGAGGCGAAACUUCACAUCGUGAGAAGAAACAUAGAAAAUAUAUCAAUCGGGAUCGAGAGGCGGCACAUGAACUUUUGGUACGUGAUUAUUUUGCCCCUGAUAGUCUUUAUGACCUUUCGAAAUUCGAAGACCGUUUUCGUAUUAGUAGAAACUUAUUUUUACGUAUAGCUUCAGAUUUGGAACGUAAUUAUGAGUUUUUCCAAUUACGUUGGGAUGCUAGAGGUAAACGUGGUUUUACCACAAUAAAAAAAUGUACGGCCGCUCUUAGACAAUUGGGAUAUGGUAUAACCGCAGACGCAUCAGAUGAGUAUCUGAAAAUGUCGGAGAGGACGGGUCGAGAUUGUACAUACCUUUUCUGUGAGUAUGUUAUAGAGCUUUACCGUGACAUAUACCUGCGACAUCCGACUAAAAGUGAUGUCGAACAGUUGUAUGCCGCGCAUGAAGCUAAACAUGGUUUUCCAGGGAUGCUUGGUAGUAUUGAUUGUACACAUUGGGAGUGGGCAAAUUGUCCCAAUGCGUGGCGUGGUCAGUUCACACGAGGAGAUCAUGGGGUCCCGACUGUUAUACUGGAGGCGGUUGUUUCAAACGACCUAUGGUUUUGGCAUGCAUUCUUUGGCAUGGCGGGGUCAAACAAUGACCUGAAUGUGCUCCAUGCGUCUCCGAUAUUUAACGAUAUUUUGCAGGGUAAAGCACCAGAUAUGUCAUACGUUGUGAAUGGAAAUGAAUACAAGUAUGGAUAUUACCUAGGUGAUGGGAUAUACCCAGAGUAUGCUACAUUUGUUAAGUCUUUUUCGUUUCCAGCAGAUGAGAAACGAAAAUUGUUCAAGUUAGCACAGGAAUCUGCACGGAAGGACGUUGAAAGAGCAUUUGGAGUCCUAAAACAAAGAUGGCACAUAAUCAAGCAUCCAGCAAGAACAUGGGAUAGGGCAAAACUAACGACAGUGUUGACUGCCUGUGUGAUUUUACAUAACAUGAUAAUAGAAGAAGAGGGCAGAGCUAUUUGUUCAUAUACCGACAACGAUGCACUUAACCCACCUGCAGUAAUACAAGUUGGCAGCCCGGCAUACUUCUCCAGGGUUUUGGAAAUACAAAAUCGUGAAACACAUCACAAUCUACGACACGAUUUGACCGAGUACAUAUGGGAGAGACAACACCAAGGGGGAAAUGACGAUGAAGACGAAGAGGACGAGGGCGAUGAUUACGACGAGAAUGCAGACGGUGACGACGAGGCGGAUGAGGAUGAAGAUGAUGAUGAUGAUGACAACGAGUAGUACUAUUCUACGGUUUUUGUGUUUUACUUUUUUUUUUUUUACUUUUUUUUUUAAGUUAAGUAGUGUAGUAGUUGAUUUGUUAGGUUUUAUGUGUGUUUUAGU